This is a messenger RNA of Periconia digitata, 711 nucleotides long. Lineage: Eukaryota; Fungi; Ascomycota; Dothideomycetes; Pleosporales; Periconiaceae. The record is from the annotation of a GenBank genome assembly.
CUCGUGGUUUUAAGGUAUCCGCAAUACAGGGCCCCGUUCGGCGCAGUCACUCCAUGUACGCUACACAUAUGCGCGGUUCAGGUGUAUUCGGAGUUUAAUAUGGGCCCCCAGUAUAUAAUGGGAACAGUUAUACCCUGCAGAGAGCCUUCCAGCUGCUUUCCUAGUCGUUUCCCGAUGAACAAUGGACACUAUCUUGCCGUUGUGCUCUCCCUCAUCAGGCCACGAACCGUUGGUCAGUGCGAGCGCAGACGAUGCAAACUAAAAGCCCCUUUGGGAGGCACAGCUUCUUGCUUGCUGCUUCUGGAAAAGCAUGUGAUUCCAGCUUGCGUCUUCCUAGGAACUGAUCAAGGUUUUAUUCGGCGUAGCCAACGCUUGAACGUUCUGAUCCUGAUCCCGGGGUGCACAGCACGAGCAUCCCGCUACGAUAUUCAAACUACACCUAUCGCCAGCUGGAACGUUGCAAGAACACUCGCAGCACAUCCCAGCGACUAUCAAACCCCAGCGCCACAGUCGCGCAGCAUGGCAAACCCCUAUCGAAUCUACAGCGCCGCCACCCGCCUACGGCCUACGGUUUUGUUUCAGUGGAUACGGCUCCACGCAUGGCAAUCCUCGAUACUGUCUGUGUUGUCGACUUAUCUCAAGGCCGAUACUUUCUUUUCCCCCACGGCCACAUCACAUCUCAUUUCACGAGCGACCAGUGAUCUUUCAUAA